AUGUUGUUGUUCAGUAAGCAACAUCUCCCUACAGUCCAUCCCUGGAACCCCUUACGACUUCAACAAGCAUUGUCCUUUCUGGUUUUUCAUUGGGAAAUUAUGUCAAAAGCCUUUUAUGGCAAUGAGCAACAACUCGAAUGGCUGAAUGCUGUUCGGGUCGGAACCAGGGAAUUCAUUGCAUUUAAUAAUACCCAGUCCAACAAAGAUGUUGAUAAAAUCGAAGGUUCUAGCAAGGAUGUGUUUCAAGUCGUCGAGGUUGGUUUCUCUAAACCUCGCCCAGGUGCAGAUUUGGAGUUAUUUUGGAAGCCUGCAAGAAAGGUUAUCGCUCAAAAGCUUCAGAACUGGAGAGACUAUUCAGCAAAGAAAUCUCUUCACUUAGAUCAGGCGGAAGGCAUUCCCGGUCGAAGUGAAUAA
Messenger RNA from Penicillium roqueforti, 414 nucleotides. RefSeq lists its product as uncharacterized. The transcript has 3 exons. NCBI's taxonomy places the organism in Eukaryota, Fungi, Ascomycota, Eurotiomycetes, Eurotiales, Aspergillaceae. The record is from RefSeq and is a predicted model, not a curated record. The coding region runs from base 1 to 414 and encodes 137 amino acids.